CUCUCAGAGCUGCAGAGCUAGUGCAGUCUGUACCACCAGGUACGGCAGCGACCUACCUCUGUCAACACGGCGGCCUUCUCGAGUGCAAAACCCAAAACAGGCAGAUUUUAAGAAACCAACACUAGCACGCAGCCAUGGCGGCUGAAACCGACAAGGUAGAGCCCGCGGACAGCGAACAAGAUGAGGAAGAAGACGUGUACGAAGUGGAAAAGAUCAUUGACAUGCGGGUGGAAGAGGGUGAAGUGCUGUACAGAGUUCGCUGGAAGAACUACUGCUCUGACGAUGACACGUGGGAACCGGAGGCCCAUUUGGAAGACUGUCGCGAAGUCCUCUUGGCUUUUAAGAAGUCACAGGCUGAAGCUAAGGCCAAGAAAGAGGCAGAAACCAAGAAAUGUGUGAAACCACUGCCUCCAAAGAGUGACGUGUUUGAUGCUGACUCGGAAAGUGACAGCGACAAAGACCGACCAACAGAGGCACCCGUCAAGAAGAAAAAGAAGAAGAAAGUCCGGGAAGAGGAGGAGGAAGAAGAAUCGCAUCUUAAGGAAAAAAAGAAAAAGAAGAAGGACAAGCGGAAAGAAGAGUUUAGGCCCCUACCGGCACCAGAAACCGAUGAGGAAGAAGGCAGAGCCCCAACCCCAAGCUCUCCACCCAAGGAGAGAAAGACUGAAUCAAAAAAACGUGUGGUUGAAUCAGAAGAGGAAGAGGAUGACCCUGUUCCCUCCAAGAAACACAGGAAGGAAAAGGGAAAAGAGGGAGGGAAGCAUAAAAAAGAAAAGGGCGACGAUGGGAGGAAAAAGAAGGGGAAGAAAGAGAGGAAGAUCGAAACCUCUGAAGAUGAGGCCGCUGCUCCACUGGAAGAUGACGUGAGCGAAGGCCCGUCAGAGUCCCAAAUGGACGAUUCCGCAUCAACUGAGACUUUAACAAAAUCGGUGGAAAAAGCAAGUUUGGACGACAAGUCCAGACAAAAAAAGGGGAAGUGGGAAGUAAAGCUGCAGGGUAUAAAGGACCUUAUCCACGACAAAAAGAACAAAAAGACCGAUUCUACUCAGAAAGAAAGCAGCCUCCAAAAACUGAAGAGUCAUAGCUCUAAAGCAAAAGAGGACACUGCGCUACAAUCAGACUCCAGUGACAACUCCACCCUACAUAAGAAAGCAAAGAGCAAAGGGCAGGAGAGCGCGUCUGCACCACCCAAAGUCCCAUCUACAUCGUCCUCGUCGUCCUCGUCCUCUGUUACAGCUGUUGGUGUCACCAAGAGUAAGGAGGAGGAGGUUACCAAGGACGAGAUAUUGGGACAGAAGGACACCACAGGUUCGACUAACCUUUUCGAAAAGUUCCUGUUAAACUGCGAGGCCAAGGAUCGCGCCCCCCGCAGGAAUCAACCCACCACAGAGAAGAGCAGCAGCAAACCCACAAAGGUAUUGGGAAAAAUUGAGAAGAUUCCCAAAACAACCAAAGAGUCUCCUGUUCAGAAACAAGAGCCGGAGAAGACGGAGAGGCCCAAGCAAUCAGAUGUUUUGCGACCAGUUCAGAGUUAUGGCUUCAGCCUGGACACCGAGGAGCGGGAAGAGGAAUCUUUGGCAAAAUCGAAGCCUGGAGAUGAUACCCGGGAGCGUAGGGAUAAGACAGAUGAACCACAGCGGCAAAGCUGGGAGCGGAGAACCCCUUCUGAUGACAGGAGAAAGAAAAGGGAGGACAGUGAGCCUAGACUCUUUAUGGCAUGUGAUGAUACCCAGGACCCACCAGAGGGCACUGACAAAUCUGACAAGGGCCAGGCCACUUUGAGUCUAGGAAUGGACCUUAAUCUGGACUGGAUGACUCUGGAUGAUUUCCAAAAACAUCUUAACGGAGAGGAUGAGAUCUUGUCAGGUCCACCUUUGUCACCAAAUGAGUUGCGAGAUGCUGUAAAAAGUGGAGAUUACAUGGCUGUGAAACUGGCACUUAAUUCCAAAGAGGACUACAAUCUGGACCAAGAGGCGAGUACUAUUGGUGAGAAGAAGUCAUUUGAAGGAGAGAGGAACUUGAUUGAAGAGAGAAGUUCGAGUGAUGCUCUUAGAUUGACUUCUAACACUGAAAGUGCAAGAAACGAAGCAGGCACUGCAAAAGAGAAUAUCCCACAAGAUUUGGAUGAUCAAAAAAAUGAUAAGGAUAUUACUGAAUCAGAAAACGCAGCAUUCGGUUCACCUACCAAGCAGAAAAGUCGAGGAAAGGAAGACCAAAAGGAUGGAGAAGACAACGAGACGUCAGAUGACACAAUGGGUGGUUUGUCAAGUAAAAUUAGUUUGAAUUUUGAUCAUUCGGAUCAAGUGCUGUCAAAUAAACAAAACCUCCUAAAGCAAACAAAUGACUCAGGCGACGAGCCAGGAGAUGUAGGGGCAGGUAUUACAGAUAUGGUUCUAUCUGCAUCAAGUACGAAAGAAAUGGUUAAAAGAUUACGGCGCUGCACAAAAACUGUGGAAAAGAGAGAACCAACAAGAUCAAGUCUAAGGACUUGUAAGAAAUUGCAUCAAAUGACACCUUGCGUAUUGGAUGAAGAGAAGAAAGAGUCAUGCAAGAAACAUUUCUGUUUAUACUGCAAAAUGGCUUUCACUCAACUUGCAAAGCAUUUGGAAAGGAAACAUGCGGAGGAAACGGAUGUUGCCCAUGCAAUACACUUUCCAAAAGGCUCCAAAGUCAGACAGACAUUGCUUGAUCAAAUUCGCAAUAGAGGAGAUUAUGAACAUAAUUGCCAAGUUCUUAAAAGUGGCGAGGGGGAAAUUGUGACCAAGAAACAGGUCAAGAAACCCAGUGUAUCAGUUCGUGACUUCUUACCUUGUCAACAUUGUUUUGCAUUUUAUCGCAAAACUGAUUUAUGGAGACACGAAAGGUCAUGUAAAGCUAGAAAAGGAGACGAGAAAUCUUCUGAGAAAACAAAAAGAACGAGAGGUCACAGUGCUGCCUCCCGGCUGCUUCCAAUGUCAGAGUUCUUAACUGGAGGCUGUGAGGAAAUCAUCCACAUCAUGCAUCAAGAUGACAUCUCGAGGCAUAUCAGAAACGACCCGCUUAUUUGUAAAUAUGGCAAUGCAUUGUCUGUUAAAUAUGAGCAUGACAAGUCUCAGUUUGCUUACAUUGCACAAAAAAUGAGGGAACUGGGUAGAUUUGUGCUUGCCGUAAAUGAGCUGGACAGGAGUGUAAAGUACUUGCAUGAAAUAUGUCUGCCAUCCCGAUUUGAAUUAGCUGUUCAAGGGGUCAAAAGGAUUAGUGGAUUUGACCCCAGUUCCAGUAAGUUUAAAAGCAUUUCCCUUGUCACGAAGAUUGGAUACUCUUUGAAACGAGCUGCAGAAAUUGCGUUUGGUGAGAGUCGCAUGACGGAGGACAGUGAAUCAGAAAACGAAGUGAAAAAAUUCAUACAACUUCUUGAUACAAAAUGGAAUGAGUGUUUUUCUCGCAAAACACUUGCCUCCUCUCUAAAGCAAGAAGUCAAGAAAGUGGAAGUGGACAAAUCAACUGUGACAGAAGACUUGAUGAAACUUCACAGGUUUAUCACAGAGGAAGGAGACGAAACAAGAAAGGAGCUGAAAGAAAGUCCUAGUUUGUCAACGUGGAAAAAGCUCAGUGAAGCAACUUUAGCCGAUGUCUGUCUGUUCAACAGAGGAAGGGUAGGAAAUAUUGGUAGACUGCUUUUGCAAACUUACAUUCAGAGAAAGAGCAAAGGAAUAUUUGUGCCCUCUGCAGAUCAAAUAAGGAAAAGCACAAAAUUGGAGCUAGAACUUGGUUCCGCUUUGACCAGGUUGGAAUUAGAAGGUCAGUAUGGAAGGAACAUGCUGGUUCUUUUAACAGAACGCAUGGUUUUGUCUAUUGACUUGCUUGUUGAAAAUAGAGAACGAGCAGGUGUGUCAAAAACAAACCCAUACCUUUUUGCACGGACUGAAGGUCCAUCCUUCAUCCGAGCGUUGGAUUGUUUCCGACGGGUUGCAAUGGAAUGUGGAGUUAAAAACCCAGAAGCACUUCUUUCCUCGUCAUUAAGAGAGCAAAUUGCCAGCUCCUGGCAGUUAAUGAGCCUUAAUGAAUAUGAACUGGAUCAAGUGGCCAACUUGUUGGGAAAGAGCAGCCAGGAGUGUUACAGACUCUUAAAAAACGCAUCCCAGCUAGAAGAAGUGAGCAAACAGCUGCUCAAGAUGGAUCGAACGCUUCCAUCACUUCCAGUCAGCAGUGCAAAAGAUGGAACUGCACAGAAGCCUGCUUUAAAAAGAAGACCUUGGAGUGAGAAUGAGCAGGCUGCAGUGAAACGUUACUUGAGUGAAUUUAUCACAAGGAUGAAGGUUCCGGGCAAAAAGGAGUGCAAUGCUUGCAUAGCUGCUGAGCCAGAUCUCGGAGGAAGAUCUUGGACAGACGUUAAAAACUAUGUACACAACACACUACAGACAAUACGUAGGAGAAAUAACAUACAGAAGUCUGAGGGGAACCUUAAUGUUUUGAAUCCAAAGAGAUCAAAAGCUGGAGUCCAAACCACAAAGACAACUUUGGAAGACACAAGCACUGUGUGUACUAUGACAACAGUCGACCCAGAUAACUUGAGAGAAAGUUCAAAUUGUUGCAUGACAAUGCCGCCGCCGCCACCAGCAGCCAACUUGGGAGAUGCAUCACCAUUCUGCCAAGAGAUUACUUCAAGUUACGCAUCCUUGUGCUCAUCUAGUACAGAUAUGGUCCAUACAAGUCAACCAUUGAUUUCUACUUUCACACCAUUGAAUGCUACUGAUACGCAAGUUGUUCCUACAUUUACUCCACACAACACUACAAAUGCCCUAAUGCCUCCUCCAUACACUCCAGAAAACAGCAGAAUUAUGCCAUUGUCUCCUUCAUAUACACAGAAUGCUACAAACAUGUCACCUCCUUCUGUGUAUGUACCACAGGACACUACAACAACACAAAUGAUUCCUUCGUUUACCUCUCUUAAUACUCCAAGUACCUCAAUGGUUCCUACAUUCACACAGUUAAAUACUAUAAGUUCUCCAAUGGUUAAUCCAUUCUCAACACUUAAUGAUGGAAGUAGGCCUAUUAUGUCUUCGUUUACACCUCUAAACCAUUCAAGUUCACCACCUUACCCCUUAAGCCCAUCGAGGGGCCCUGCAGCUGCACAGGUUGUCCCAACAAUCCACGGACCCAGUCUUUCUGACAGAAGUCCGGUGGUACCUGAAAAUGCUCCUAUGUCUUCUGCAGGAAAACAAAUCAAUCCAGCUGUCAAGCCUCAAAAAAGAAACAAAAGGUUGUGGAGUGAGGAAGAACAGGCAGCAGUGAGGCGACAGCUUGGAGACUUCUCUAAGCUGGUAAAAGUGCCGGGCAAAAAGGACUGCGAUGCGUGUUUAGCUGCUGAACCUGCCUUAAGCAGCAGAACAUGGAGGGAGGUCAAAUAUUUUGUACAUAAUUCUAUUCAGUCACUCAAAAGAAGAGGUCAUACUGUUGCAUCCAAACAAAGUGGAGGACAAGAUCCAGAGACUCAUAAUUCAAACUCUGAGUGGGAUGGUCCUGUUUAUCUGUCCCUGUAAAUGUUAUUUGACAUGCAGUAUAACCACACGUUAUCAGCGAGGUCUUAGACAUGAGAGGGACAUCACUUUACCUCAAUUUGUAUAAGGUAUACAAAUGAAACUGAUGGAAAUUGGUGUAACAUACCAUCGUAGCCACAAGACAUUUAAAGGCAGCCCUUUUAUUCUUCAAAUUAAAGACCCCAGAGUAUCCCGGAUCACGUUCAAGCAUAAAUUAAGCAAUCAAUUGCACAAAUAUACACUAAAUGGGUGGAAUUAGGGAUGUUUGUACUGUAGCUUUGGCUUACAAGAAAAUAAGCUUAGAAUGCAUAUACUAUCUAACAAUGUCAGGUUGUCUCUAGGAAAUAUUCUAAUUGAGUUUUGUGAUUGUUUAGCAGACUUGAACCUCAUUUUUGCCUGUAAUGUUUCACUAGUGAAAUCAUCUUUGGGUGACAAGUAGUGCCACCCAAAUAUGCUUCCCCACACUGUAGUUGUAAAAAUGAUAACACCAAGAGUUGUUUGGAAAUCCCACCUCCACUGUGGACAGGGCAGCCCAUUUUAGAGCACAGAUGGCCUCUGACUGGGCAUUUACAGGGGGAUUUUUACUUGUCUUUGACAUGUACUUUAUGCAUCCGUCUUACUGCCUGUAUCAAUUUUAGUAGCAUUUUUUAAUGUGUUUUGGUGAUUAGAAAUCAAAAGCCUACCAGCAAACCUUUGCAGUGAAACCGUCCAGCGUGAUAGAUUUACUUUGCCGUUUACCCAAACAAGCCCAGGUGUACUAUAUUCCUGCUUUAGCCAGUAGCAUAUAUUGUAGAUAGCUUGCAGCAGUAAUGAUAUACCUUCCUUGCUGACAAUAGAGAAUUAGGAGCUGUGUGUAUCUAUAGCUGAAAUAUAAAAAGCACUUUCUUUCUUUAAAGAUCCACUUAAUACUUAUCUAUUAUUAUCCUUUGUUAUCUUUAUCUUUAACAAUCUGCCUAAAAGGUGUGUUGUAUUUUUGUAUACCCAUACAGUGACUGUGUAUAGCAUUUUAGCAUUUAAUUGUAUUUAGUGUACUCUAAUUUUAGUUGAAAUACACUACAUUUGACUCAUUUACAUUACUUUAUAGUAUGUUUUUAUUUUCUAGAUGUUUAUAACAUUAAUAUCCAGUUGCCAAGAACAAAUUGCCUUAUGGCUGGGUUGCUGUCGUUCCCACUGGCUUCCACUUUGUCAUAAUACCUGCAGAAGCAGCAUCCCUGGGUGCUUGUUUUUGCACACCUGUGGCCGUGGAAGUGAUUGGAAUAUUUGGAUGGGUAACUGAAUACUUUUGGCAAUAUACUGUAUGCAUAAUUGUCUAGCAGACAUUAGACAGAGGAUGAGGAUGUUAGUUUCUGUUUACGGUUUCUAAGUAUAUUUCGCAUUUCAUUUUAAGGAGGAAUUUGUGGCUUGGUUAGUUCAGCCCAGAGUGAUGGAUACAGGUUUGGACACUAAUGAAGCACUUCCUCAUGUUCAGUGUGUUGCUUCUUUCAGACUGGACAUUCAACAAGAGUUGUGGUGUUGAUGAUCUGUUAUUUAGGUCAGUCAACUUUGUAGAUGCCAUAGUCAGGACAUUUGCAAAGAAAAUUUAAUCUUGAGUCAUUUUUACCAGUAAAUAUUCAAAGACUGGACAGCAUUGCUGCUUUUAUUCACAUUUAAAAGCUUUUCUGUUAAGAUCAAUAGUAGUUGUAGUGAACCUGUUUUUAAGAAACCAGUGUUUGCCCUUUCAUACCAAAGCUAUUAGUGUUGGACACACAUAAGACUGACUGCAAUAAGUUACACAGCCAGGUUAGAUGGCACAUUGCCAUGUGAUUUUCAUCACGCCUUUCCUGUGUUGUUGCCGCCUUGUUAAAAAGGGUACAUCUGUGUUACAGUGUAUACCAGUAGUUACAUAUACAGCUGUAUUUGGAAGAUGAAUCUGUGAAUGGUAUUGAUGGUAAUGAUACAAGUGAUUGUUCAGACACUACCAUUGUUGUUUAAUGUUGCAAAACUAAUGUUUUUCCCUGCGUAGAAGUUACAUUGUUUUUAUUGCUGUUGUAUAAGCACUUUAUGUAUUAGUCUUCAUGUUUCCUUCAGUUAAUACUUCAUAUCAAAAAUCUGCUUGUACAAUAAAAUGCUUCUUGGCUUAAAAUUUUAAAACGGGUGACAAGUGUUAAAUGAUUUUCCCGUUUAUUGGGUGAAGGUUUGCAGCUGUAUUGAUUUGAUAAACA
This is a messenger RNA of Neolamprologus brichardi, 7720 nucleotides long. RefSeq names its product M-phase phosphoprotein 8 (gene mphosph8). Lineage: Eukaryota; Metazoa; Chordata; Actinopteri; Cichliformes; Cichlidae. The record is from RefSeq and is a predicted model, not a curated record. Gene Ontology annotation, molecular function: protein binding.